CGGCUUUUCCGAGAACUGGGAUAAACAGCUGUUGCUGACAAGGUAGUGAGCAGUUGGGACUUUAAAUCGUCGGAAGCUAGAAAGUCAACUCGGCAGCAUGCGUGAGAUAGUGCAUUUCCAGAUUGGGCAAUGUGGUAACCAGGUGGGGAGCAAGUUCUGGGAAGUAAUUACUGAAGAACAUGGAAUCAACUCCAAGGGGAAUUACACUGGAGACUCAGACCUCCAACUUGAGAGAGUCAACGUAUACUUCAACGAAGCACAUGGUAACAAAUAUGUGCCUAGGGCAAUACUGGUUGACUUGGAGCCUGGAACAAUGGACAGUGUCCGAGGUAGCCACAUUGGACAGCUCUUCAGACCAGAUAACUUCAUCUACGGAAAUUCAGGUGCUGGAAACAACUGGGCCAAAGGUCAUUACACAGAAGGUGCCGAGCUGGUGGAAAACGUGCUGGACGUCAUGAGGCAUGAGUGCGAGAGUUGCGACUGCCUCCAAGGCUUCCAGCUGAUACACUCGCUGGGAGGAGGCACAGGCUCGGGCAUGGGCACUCUUAUUAUGAGCAAAAUCCGAGAGGAAUACCCCGAUAGAAUCAUGAACAGCUUCAGCGUGAUGCCUUCGCCAAAGGUCUCCAACACUGUGGUUGAACCGUACAAUGCCACCUUGUCCAUCCACCAGCUGAUAGAGAACACGGAUGCGACCUUCUGCAUCGACAACGAGGCCUUGUACGACAUUUGUUUUCGGACCUUGAAGAUGGCCACACCAACCUACAGUGACUUGAACCAUCUGGUCUCCAUGACAAUGAGCGGUGUCACCACCUCGCUGCGUUUCCCUGGUCAACUCAACGCAGACCUGAGGAAGCUGGCGGUCAAUAUGAUUCCAUUUCCGCGCCUACAUUUCUUCAUGCCUGGAUUUGCUCCGCUGACAUCCCGUGGGAACCAGCAGUAUUGCUCACUGACCGUGCCAGAGCUCACUCAGCAGAUGUUCGAUGCGAGGAACAUGAUGGCAGCCUGUGACCCACGCCACGGAAAAUACAUGACCGUGGCAGGGAUCUUCCGAGGCAGGAUGUCCACCAAGGAGGUGGAUGAUCAGAUGUUAGCUGUCCAAACCAAGAACAGCAAUCAUUUUGUGGAGUGGAUCCCCAAUAACGUCAAAGUGGCUGUGUGUGACAUCCCACCACGUGGACUCAAAAUGUCUUCCACCUUCAUAGGGAACAACACUGCAAUCCAGGAGCUCUUCAGGCGCAUCACUGAGCAGUUCUCAGCCAUGUUCAGAAGGAAGGCUUUCCUCCACUGGUACAUGGGAGAAGGGAUGGAUGAGAUAGAGUUCACAGAAGCCGAAUGCAACACCAACGAUUUGGUGUCUGAGUACCAACAGUACCAAGAUGCUACAAUUGAGGGUGAAGAUGAAGAGGAUGAAGUGGAAGCUGACUCCACGAAAAUAUAAGUAAUAAGGACAACCAUGCUCCUCACCGUUCAAUGAAUGGCAGCAAAAGUAAUAAACCGAACAUCCAAAGUAACAAUGAUCUUAUUCUAAUUGGACAAACUAGAAAAGAACUUCACUGGCCUGGAAGCUGAUUGAAAUCACAAAGUGACUUACACCUUCACAGAGAUUCAUGAUAAUACAUUUUACCCUUCCAUCAUUAGGAACUAAGUUUGAAGCAUUGCUUGGAAAUAUUGGGUGUUUGCAUACUGAACACAAACAUAGGUGGCUGCCAUAAAUCAGUAAGGGGAAAAAAUGUUAUAGGUAAGCUUCCACUCUGGGGUUGUUCUUGGAAUAUUUUAAAUAAUCUAGAUGGUCAAGGAUAGUGGAAUUGCGGGGUGUGAUAAAUGGUAAUAUUGCAAAAUAUUUUUUAAAUGCUAUGAUAUACAUUCACAAUAGGAACAGAUGACUCCAGCAAUAUGAAGUAGAUAUAUGAGAAUGGUUGUGCAAAAUAUGUGUUAGAAAGAGAAAAAUUUCCAAACUGAACCAAAAUAGAUUAAGCAAACUGUAAAGCCAAAUUUGCUCCAUUCAUUAUCCAAUGCUUUUUAAAAAGGAAAUCAAAAGUUUCAAUUGGCAAAUGUUAAAGCUUAUCUGGAACAAUUUGAUCACACUCUAAAUGUUGCACAAUCUGGGUCUCACACACCACCUAUCACACUUCUCUGUGACGCAAAACCAACUUAAAAUAGAAAAGAAAAAUGAAAAUGAAAUAACUGCAGAUGCUGGAAAUCUGAAAUUAAAAAAAACAAAAAUGAUGCAAACACCCUGCAGGUCAGGUGUCAUCUGUGGAACAAGAAACAGUUAACGUCCAGGUCCUUAAGAGAACCUCAAACAGUCUUAGACCUGAAACAUUAACCAUUUCUCUCUCCACAGAUGCUGCCUGACUUGCUGAGUGUUGCCAGCAUUUCCUGUUUUUAUUUCCAGACCUCUGCCUAGAGUCUGAAGUUUACUCAUCUACCACCUGAACUAGUGACUUGGAUAGGCCUAGAGCAGCAACAUGCCCCAUGCUCAAGAGUAGGUUGAGAGGUAACCAGACAAAAAUGUGCCAUAUUAUAUGUGACACUGAUUAUUUUGUAAAACCAUUUUAUUGCAUCUGACAAAACAUUCAUUGGAAGGUUACUGAGAAUAGCAGCAAAGGGACUAAAAUUUGCCUGUUUUUUUAAUUGCCUUGCUUGCGAUAUUUAAUACAACCAGGCUACUGUAUUUAGAAGUAGUCACAGUAAUAAUGCAAAUAGUAUGGAUGGUGCCACGAGUGGGACAGUUGCUGGUGUGAGUCGUGCCAAGAUUGACAAUAGCAGUGCAGAUUGUUGGGAGUGGUAUUCUUUGUCAAAUGAAAGUUAACUAGAACACCUGCACUCAGUCCGCAAGGGUGAUCCUGAGCCUUCGGUCUCCCUCUUACCUGUCUCCACACUGCUCUAACAACAUCCAACUAGCUUGACAAAGACAGCAACUAUUCUUCCAUCCCGGCAAAAUACAGCCCUCAGGACUAACAAUUUAACUUCACAGUUUUUUUUCUUUCAUUUUCAAUUUGUAUCUAUUUUUAUCUGGUUACCAUCAGUUUUUAAAAUAAUUAUUACCUUGACAACUUUGUUCUGCAUUCCAACACGGAUAUUCCCUUUGUUCUCUCCACAACUUGAAGCACGCUUGCUUUCUCACUUUUACAGUCCGGACAAAGGAUCCUCGAUCUGAAAGGCUGACUUUAUUUCUCUCCCUGGGGAUGCUAGCCAGCCUGAUGAGUGUUUGCAGUAUUUUGUUUAGGAUUUCCAGCAGUUUUUUUUUGCUCCAAUUAUUUAAAACUUGCUCUGUUUGCUUGGAUGCCUUAAUGUAUGCAUAUUAAACAUGAAAAAUAGUUGCACAAAGCCAACUUAUAAACAACUGCAAUGAGGCAGUGUCACUUUCUUAAUGACUUAUCGUAUUCUAGCAAAACAAAAAAAUUCUUGUUUUGAGUUCCUUGUAUUAUAGGAUCUCCUACUGAUUUCAUCUAAGACCGAGACGGCAGGUAUCUGGGUACAUCACCAUCUCAGCAUGGGCACACAUUGCAAUCCUCCAUUGUCAUUAAACAUCUUGGAACUCCCUAUAUAACACCUUCACUUAGUCUGUAUUGAUUCAAGAAAUGCCACAAAGGCUUCCUGGGCAAUCAGUCCCUGCCUUGUCAGCGACAUCCACAUUCAAAGACUGGCUGCCAUGGAUAUUUUUCAAUUCCAUUAUAUCAAAAAGCAAACUAAUAAUCCCCAUAAGAUGUAAAAACAUUUUGCCUUCUUAAAAUGAAACAUGCAGGACACCCAGAUUCAGACAUUAUGGGGCUACAUAGACUUCAUAAAUCCGGGAUAUCUCCAGACUAAGUGUGUAAUCACUCCCAAACAGUUCUUGUGCUCUCUCACUGGAAAGUACAAGUUGUCAAUAGAAUUUGAAGAAUUGGUCUCAAUUCUCCCCAUUCCCAACAAAAACUCUCGUACACUCCAAGUUCCCCCAUGCCAUAUACAGCUCUCCCCACCCCCGCUACUCUCAUUAGCAAUUUUAAAAUUUUCAGCAUUUUAUAUUUUGGUGGAAAAUUAUGGCUUAAUUGUAGCUAAUGCUUUAGACAAUUUGAGAUGAAGCAUGCCUUCAAGGGAAAACUACACAGGCACAUGAUAAAGGAACAGAAGGAUGUGCAGAUGGUGCUGAUCAAUGUAGAAGGGAGUUCAUUUAAAACAUUGACAUACUUGCUAUGGUUGGCUUGUGCUGUAAAUUCUGUGCAAUAUGUAUCUGAAAAACGUUUAAACCAUUUAUGCUAUUAUAUAAGUUGCUGAGUGUUACAAUGGGAGAUUCGUUUACUCUUAUAUUAAACAUGAUUUUUCUAAUAUCAAUAAAUGAGCAUCUCUCAUCUUUGUUUUAAAAUAAUAUGCAAUCAAAGGCUGAACUAAAUAAUGAAGCACAUAUUCCAUUGGUGGAUCAUUGAUAGGGUGGUGGUUGUGUUAAUGGACACAAAUGGACAAUAAUGCAAACCCCUAAGAAACCAGAAUAAACACAAAUCCACGGCAAAGCAUGUUUGUGAGAUGCUCAUUUUUAAAAAAUAGAUUGAAAAUAAGAAAGAAGGUUCAAUUAAAAUGAUCACCAAAGCUAUUACAAAGACCCAGGUGGCAAACCUCUAUCCUUAACAAGGCUUGGUCAACUGCAACUCAGUUUCACACCAAUGCGAUUGAUGCUUAACUGGUGACAAAAGCCAGCUCGCAAGCUACUCAGUCACAACAAUCCACCAGUGGUUCCAGAGGCCCAUCACCUACUUUAAAGUGAACAGGAGGCCAUUUGGCUCCUUAUUCAUGAUGCAUCUUUUACCUCACUACCACAUUCAGGAAUUUCCUUUACUAUCCCAAAAUCUACCAACCUCAACAGCCCUCUUGGACUGGUGAUGCCAAGGAUCCACUACCCCCUUGGUGAAGGAAUCUCCCGAACCCAAUCUGAAUGGCUAGCUUCAUAUUUUGAGACUGACCCCUGGUUUUCCCUGGAUGUGAUAUCCGGACCAUCACUAUUGCAUCAAUUCAGCAAAAAUAUACAAAAAUCACUUCUCAUUCAUUUAAACUGGAGUUUAUGCCAACUCUGGUUAAAUCUACCCUCACAGGACAAUCUCUCCCAUUUCAGUUCACUCUACCACAAGCAUCUUGUCUUAGGUCAGGAAACCAGAUGAGUGUACAAUACUCCAGAUGUGGUCCCACCUGGGCAUGAUAUAAAUAGAGCAAGGCGUCUCUACUCUUGUAUUUAAAUCUUCUUGGAAAAGGGUGACCCUUGCCAGCAAUAUAAAUUGGGCUUAAAACUCGAUGACCACAAACGAGAACCUUGUACAAGUUGACUUUGCAGAAGAUGCCAUUGUAAAUGUCAAAUGUGCAAAAUCAAAGCUCUUAGGAACAGACUUUGUCAAGGUCAACAGAUGGCCAUUUAAUCGUAGAGGUAUCUACACCAAGGAGCAAUAUAUAUGCCAGGACAAUACCCAUCAACUGUGGCUGGAAACACAUGCUGCUCUUUCAGACAAGCAAUAGCAAGGUUAAGCCAUCUUGUGUGGCAUCCCCUUUACUUAUGAGCCAAUGAAAGGGAAAAAAUAGGAUUUGGCUACUUAAUAGCAACCCACCCCCCCCACAAAGUUAAUUUCAGUUUUAAGAACAGUUAUUGUCCCAGCAUCUGCAAGCCCUUACGGUUGGUAAGAACUAUUAAUCUGUGUGAGAUAAAGGCACUUCCCAGUUUUACAAAUGAAUUACCUAGAUCUAAACUUCUGAAUUUUUGGUUCAUCCAGAAGUCACGGUUUAUAUCUAAUUUCUCAGAUCCUUUUGGUUUGAAAACACCCAAAAUCACUUCUCAAUGACUCAAGAAAUACAUUCCAAGUUUCUCUUACAAAUCCUCAAUUUGUAAGAGCCCCAGUAUCAUUCUGGUGAAAUAUGCUGGAAUUAUUUCCAGUUUUUUAAAAUCCUUCCAGGAAGUCUAAUUAAGGCUCUGCACAAUGUAACACUCAAUUAGGCUUCUUUCAAGCAGUCUCUUAUCUGUCCACUACAUUUUAAACAAAGGCUCAAAUUAAUUGAAUGCCCAAUAUUGAUGGCAUAUGUCUCUAGGUCAUGAGCUAGGUAUUAUUGCAAAAACUGUUGAAGUCAGUUUAAUGUUCACCAAGUGAUUCUAUAGUGAUCCCCAAGAAUUAGACCCAGCAAUGAAUGAGAUGAUGCAAGACUUGGAAACUAUGCACCAAAUGCCAUUGGAUUAUAACCAGAAGCGUACCUCAAUCCGAGAGGUGUGAAUUCAGUACACCUUCCAUGAAAUGACAAACAGAAAUGCAUUCAAUUAAUUAUGACAAACGAGUCCUGUGCAAGACUUCAACUCAAUUUUAUGCAACCUUGAUUAAAUUAGCCUUUAGUGUGGCCUCAGGGCCACUGCCUCUCAAAAUGUCGCUUUUGUUUACUUUGUAGCGACUCACCGUCUGAGCAAGCAAAGCGGCUCAGAGGUCGGGUCGCGCGUCGUCAGAGCGGCGAGGCCCAAGGUGGCGUUGGGCCUUCGUCUAAAGGUUUGAUGACGUAGCGUAUACGUCAUUUCUGUUUUCAGUGGGCGGGAACAGUCUCUCUUAAAAGGCCCGUGCAAGGCGGGAAAAUAAACCAGUUCUUGUUCUGAAACCCAUCGACUAGUGUCUUGUUUUCACAUCGCAGUAGCAGCCGCUACAACUUGCUGUGUUGCAUCAGGACUCUGCAAUCACACUUUUAAAGUUUAUUACUUUGAAUAUCAGAAAGUCUCUUUUAGCAUUUGCUGAACAUUUAGGCACGAUGGAAAAUUCCCUCCUGAUGAGGUCCCAAUAGGUUGCCUUGAAAACCGCUAGUUUCCAAACAGUGUAACCACAGGGAAUCUUUUUACUAGGUUAACAGACUGAUUAAAAUGGCAGCUACAGGCAAUCUCCAGCUCCCAUAUAGAUUCACACCCAGCAAUGAAUGAUGAAAGAUUUGAAAACUAUGCACCAAAUGCCAUUGGUUUAUAACCAUUUAAUUUCACAAAAAGGACCUGGAAGCUGCCCUCUUGCGUCAUGUCCACAGACUGAUACAAGAAGCAAUGUCAAAUGCUGAUUUCACUAUCAACUAAAAAUGAACACGCUGACUAAAAUCAGCCACUUUAGAUGCCCCAUUUGGUAUCCCAUUGCCCCAAUUUGAAUAUAGUCCUAGCCAAUAAUGCAAUACAAAAAUUGGA
This is a messenger RNA of Pristis pectinata (smalltooth sawfish), 7159 nucleotides long. It is a transcript of the gene tubb1, whose product is annotated as tubulin, beta 1 class VI. Gene Ontology annotation, biological process: microtubule cytoskeleton organization; mitotic cell cycle. The transcript has 4 exons. Bases 98 to 1438 code for a protein of 446 amino acids. The record is from RefSeq and is a predicted model, not a curated record. Gene Ontology annotation, cellular component: microtubule; cytoplasm. NCBI's taxonomy places the organism in Eukaryota, Metazoa, Chordata, Chondrichthyes, Rhinopristiformes, Pristidae. Gene Ontology annotation, molecular function: GTPase activity; GTP binding; structural constituent of cytoskeleton.